Suillus plorans is the source of this 3297-nucleotide messenger RNA. RefSeq lists its product as uncharacterized. Lineage: Eukaryota; Fungi; Basidiomycota; Agaricomycetes; Boletales; Suillaceae. The record is from RefSeq and is a predicted model, not a curated record. The transcript has 11 exons. Gene Ontology annotation, molecular function: protein kinase activity; ATP binding. Gene Ontology annotation, biological process: protein phosphorylation; cell surface receptor signaling pathway. Bases 1 to 3297 code for a protein of 1098 amino acids.
AUGCUUCGAACCUCCCUCAUGAUUCUUGGUGAUGUCGCCAAACUUACACCUAUCCCUGGGCUCCAUGAAGCUGCGAGGAUUUUGCUGGCUGUAUGGGAGGCCGUGGACGAAGUCGAGACCAACCGCCUGCAAUGUCUUCGCCUUACCGAACGCUGUGCGAUGGCGAUUUACUCUGUGCGCGCUGAGAUCGCGGAUGCUGAAAGGGACAUGCAGUCUCAGCAAGGUCAAAAUGGAGGUGUUGGUGUUGUGGGGCUGGCAGAGGAGAUGGAAGGUCCAGUCAGGAAGCUGAACGAGUGCAUUGAGAUGGUAUACAACUUCCUUCUAAAGCUCAAUCGUCGUCCAUUCCUCAAGCGGUUUUUGCGUAGCGACGAAAUCCAGGAGGAAAUUCAAGCAUGUGACAAGGCGCUUGGGGAUGCAAUGCAGAUGUUUAGCAUUUCAAUCCAAAUAAGAAUCCUCAAAGAAUUCAAACGCUUCGCGAGGGAUACGCGUCUUGAUGCUGGGCACUAUGCGCAGGGGCCUACGCCUCCACCUAUAUAUGCAUCUCCUCUGUCGCCGACCCUACCCAUUUCCUUAGACCGCACCCCAACAGUAGGGACACCAGCACUUCCAGAAUCGCACGACAUUCUCCCAGCGGCAUCUGGGCUGAGCAGGAGUCCUCCAGCACAGAAUCCACCAUUGUCCCCACUUCAAUCCGUACAAUCACAAACUAACGACACUGAUCCACCCCCCGACGCGCCGAUCUCCCCUCUUACAGAGCUUCAGGACCUUCAUGUUGUCGAAAACGCCUCUGACAGAGAACAAGACCGUGCACUAUUCCGCAGCACACUCCAACGUGCUAUUAGUGCUCGAAGGGAUGCUGAGGUGUUACAGGUACUAGAAGUUCGCCCUGGAGAGGUGCCUGAGGCACUCAAGGCGCUUCGGAGGGCUGAGGAAGCGCUGAGAGGGGAAAGAGAAGCUAAUGAAAGAAAAGGAGGAGAUGUAAUCGACGAAGGCCUGGAGAGAGUGUUCAUGGAGACUGGGAUUGAGGCUAUGACGAGGUUGAGUAGUGUUGCUGUACAGAAGGCAGAGGAUCAAGAUGUAGAUGUUCCCUGGGAUUUACCGCCUUGGACUAUUACCCGCUACGAAGUCGACCGCCUCACCAUGAUUGGUAGCGGCUCCUUCUCCAAAGUCUACCUAGGUAGCUGGUCCGGGCGGCGUGUCGCCAUCAAAGUCCUCUCCCUCCACACUCCUGCACCCCUCUUCAGAAAAGCGGUGGAGAUAUGGAGGAAACUGAAGCACGAGAACGUGUUGGGAAUGUGGGGUGCGAGCAGCGCACAAGGCGAACGACCGUGGUUCAUAGUGAGCGAGUAUUGUAGCGGCGGGAGUUUGGUAGGGUGGUUGAGAGAGAGGAAGGGGAGGAUCGGUGAAACAAGCGCUGGGGCUGCAUUGACUCCUCCCAGUGCAGGUGCUAAGGGAGAUGUGGAUCUUCUCCGGUGCAUGCACCACAUUUCGAAGGGGAUGGUGUACUUGCAUGAUCAGAAUGUAUUGCAUGAAGACCUCAAGGCUUCAAAUGUGUUGGUGGAUGAUAACGGGCGGUACGGGAUGUUGCGCUGGCAAGCACCAGAACUACUCAAUGGACCCAUGAAAUUGUCGACAGCUACAGAUGUAUAUGCGUUCUCCAUCUGCUGCAUCGAGAUUCUCGGCAUGGGCGACCUUCCGUACGGACAUCGCGACGACACGCUUGUUGCAUUCCUUGUCAAUUACCAAAAUAAGCGUGCCGAGAUUCCCUCGACACCCAUCACUUCACUUGUGGAACCUCUCAUUCAAGAAUGCUGGGUUCGCGACCCCGAGCAACGCCCUACGUUCACACACAUUGCUGCGACGCUCAAGCGACUUCGUAAGCAUCAAGGAGGGGUGGAGGAAUCCCCUAUCCCAGUGCAGGCUGAGCUACUUUUGAAAGCUUGGUCAGACCCGCCCCACCACUCGCCGAGCAUGCAUCCUCUAGAGCUACCAGAGACGUCUCCGUCUACUCUGCAGGAAGGUCAAGUCUUACUGGACGAUAACUUGGAUGCCAGUGUGGGAGACGAGUUUGGUACUGCGUCUGAGGGUACGGGAAGACUCGUUCCUGGUGACGCGGAGUUGGUGUCAACAACAUCACGGGAAUCACAGCCAAAACCCUUCUGUCCAAUCGGACAGCCGCGCAGCAAUCCAUCGUAUCAUUGGGAACCCACCGUGGAUUCUCAUACGGGCAAUAUGGAGAUGCCCGAGGGCAAGUAUUCAGGGAUUGCUAUCUAUACGCCGACUCGCAAAUUAUCUUUGGCAGAGACCGAUUCGAUGAGUAGUACCUCGUCGCAUCUCACGUCAAGUCCAGAAGCUGAACACAGCGCGUUGGAGGAGGUUCGUCGUCGUCGUCGUCGUUCGCCCCAUGUUGCCUUGGACAAACCAUCUCUACCAAUGGAUGAGCAACUCGCAGAGAGGAGAAACGAGUUGCGGUUCAGGUCAUUAGCACAGUUGAGCCAUGACUUCCAUCAUUCUCUUACCUUACCUCUUUGGUCACCUUCUCAUGUCGAGCUGGGCGCAGUGGGAUAUCUCUCUGCACCAAAAGGGGAGUUCAUUACGCUCUUUAAUGCCAUGAAGCCCCAUCAAACAGCGGGGAGCAAAGUCACGAAUAUACCUUCGCUGGGCGGGUACCUCGAGGGACCUAUUCGUAUUGGGAAGAAGUCUGAUUCAAUCCGUACGAUGACGCAGAGAGGGCUUGAGCUCAUUUCCGGGUUGUUGACCUUCCCGCUGAUAGAUCGUGAUGGGUCAUAUUCGGAACGCAUUUCGAGGCGCCACCCGUUCCCCCUUCGAGCGGGCCAUAAGGCUGCAUUUAUCUAUGCAGAGUCGACGAUGUACCGAUUCAUAGAAGACCUCGCAGCACCGAAAGACUGGUUUAAGGCUAAUGUCAAUACCAUUGUCAAGGAAUAUGCUCCCCAUCAUCCCAUUCAGAAAGAAGACGUUAUUUUGGUUUUCGGUACUUUGUCUGCACCGGAAUAUGCGCUCUUCGUGAGCCAUUCUCAUCCAAAUGGCCAAGCCCAUUUCAAUGUCUUUUCGGAUCGUCAGAGUGGUCGACCAUGGGGCACCUUCACCACAGAUACUGAGUACCCUUCCGAUGAGGGUGGCCCCUCAUACAUUGAAGAGAUACCCCGAAAGGCAGUGUUCGCGAGCAAAGUGUCGCAAGUGCGGCUAAAUGCUGGAUCCAAUGACAAGGACUGGGACACGUUGGUGUUAGCCAGGCUCCGCUUCCCCACGGAUGCAACUGAGCCUACUUCACUGUAA